Closterium sp. Yama58-4 is the source of this 1713-nucleotide messenger RNA. Lineage: Eukaryota; Viridiplantae; Streptophyta; Zygnematophyceae; Desmidiales; Closteriaceae. The record is from the annotation of a GenBank genome assembly.
AUGAAUCUCAGCCUGCUAGAUCCGUUUCAGAACGACUUCCCCGAAGUGAUCGAGGAGUAUCUGGACCACCGCGCCGCCAAGUGCAUCGCCUUCAACCGCCGCGGCACGCUGCUCGCAGCGGGGUGCGCGGACGGCGUGUGCGUCAUCUGGGACUUCGACACGCGCGGAGUGGCCAAGGAGCUGCCGCUCCCCCCGCUGCUCCCUCCGCCCCUCCAUGAGACCCCCUCACCCGCCACGGCGGACUCUCCAUCCGCCACGCCUUCCGCCGUUCCCCCUCCUCCCCCGUCGCUGGUCACGAGCGUCGCAUGGUCCAAAUGCGGCCGCCUGCUGCUCGCCGCCUACACGCCCGCGGGCCCCUCCGCCCACGCGCACGCGCACUCCCCCGCGCAGCCGCAUGCGCCGCCGUCGCCCCACCGCGUGGUGCUGUGGGACGUGGCGGCGGGCUCCCCCGUGACCUCCACAGAUAGCGCGGGGGGCGGGGCAGGGAAAGGGGGGAGGGGCGGGGGCGGGGAGGCGGGGGCGGGGAGCCUGCCAUGGCCGGCGGUGUUUGACAGGAGCGGCAGCCUGGCGGUGGUGGGCGCGCCCUCGGGCCACAUCCUCGUCGCCUCCGUGCCCGCCGCUGCCCUCCUCGCCGCCAUCCCCGGCGUGCCCUCCCCCGCGGGCAGCAGCAGCGGCAGCACGGGGUGGCCGGCGGCGUGCAUCCGCCAGCUGGCGCUGAGUCGCGACGGCCGCUUCCUGCUCACCAACUGCACGGACCGCGUGCUGCGCGUCUUCUCCCUCGCCACCACUGCCCUGGAGGGCGCCGAGGGGAGCGGCACUGGCGGGGAGACCAGGGGGGCGAAGCAGAACGGGGAGAGAGGCGAGAGCGGAGCAGGGGAGUCAGAGCGCAGUGAGCGCGGGGGCGGGCGAGCAGGGGGCAGCAAGCAGGGCGGGGGGUGGCCGAGUGCAGACGAGGUGGUGCCACGGGGCAAGCGGCGCGCGCUGGUGUCACUGGCGUUCGUGAAGGAGUACCAGGACGCGGUGAACCGCGUGCAGUGGCGCAGCGCGUGCUUCAGCGGCGACGGCGAGUUCGUGGUGGGUGGCGUGGCGGCGCGUGGCGAGCACAAGAUCCACAUCUGGAACCGCGCCUUCGGCCAGCUCGUGCGCAUCCUCGAGGGGCCCAAGGAGGCGCUGGCGGACCUGCUGUGGCACCCCACGCGCAAGGUGAUCGCGUCGCUGGCGGGCAGCGGCAGCAUCUACCUGUGGGCGCAGGACUACCGCGAGAGCUGGAGCGCGUUCGCGCCUGACUUCCGAGAGCUGGAGGAGAACGAGGAGUACGCGGAGCGCGAAGACGAGUUCGACGCCUGGCCCGACCCCGCGCUCGGCCCGCCCGCACGCCAUGGCGCGGGGGAGGAGGGCGGUGGGUGGGAGGAGGUGGACAUAGAGACGGUGGAGCGCGUGGCGGCUUACAGCGACUCCGAUGACUCCUCUGACGCCCUGCUCUUCCUCCCCACCCACCCCCUCCCCACCCCCCCUCCGCCCACUGCUGCCGCUGCCCCCGCUGGCAAUGGUGCAGCGGUGGAUGCAGAGGAGGAGCAGGAGGGUGGGGGCAGGGCGCGGAGCAGGGAGGGCGAGAGUGGGGAGGAGAGUGGUUGGGAGGGGGAGGAGGGGGAGGGGCAGGGCAGUGGAGGGGCUGGCGCCGACAGUGACUCAGGUGAGCCUCGCCUGAGGUAA